Molecule: messenger RNA, 990 nt
Organism: Striga asiatica
Lineage: Eukaryota; Viridiplantae; Streptophyta; Magnoliopsida; Lamiales; Orobanchaceae
Source: the annotation of a GenBank genome assembly
AAAAACAUCAAACAAAUGCCAUAUAACUCCCUCACUCGGCAACCCUAAUUUCUCGUCAUCAUCGCUCCAACAACAGCUGGUGCAGCAAGCCGCCGCCGGAGCCAUGGGUAUCGAUUUAGUCGCAGGAGGUAAGAGCAAGAAGACCAAGCGCACCGCACCUAAAUCUAAUGAUAUCUACCUGAAACUCCUCGUCAAGUUGUAUCGGUUUCUUGUGAGGAGGACUGGGAGCAGGUUUAAUGCAGUGGUUCUGAAGAGGCUGUUCAUGAGCAGGGUUAACAGGCCCCCGCUGUCUCUCUCACGUCUCGCUGCCCACAUGAAGGGCAAGGAGAAUCAAAUUGCUGUGUUGGUUGGGACAGUGACCGAUGAUAUUCGUGUUAGUGAAAUCCCUGCUAUGAAGGUUACUGCUCUCAGGUUCACUGAGACUGCCAGGGCUAGGAUUGAGAAGGCUGGAGGAGAAUGCUUGACUUUUGACCAGCUUGCUCUCAGGGCUCCUCUAGGGCAGAACACUGUACUCUUAAGAGGUUCACGCAAUGCCCGUGAAGCUGUCAAGCACUUUGGCCCAGCUCCUGGUGUCCCGCACAGUCAUACCAAGCCAUACGUGCGAUCUAAGGGAAGGAAGUUUGAGCGAGCCAGAGGAAGGAGAAAGAGCCGUGGUUUCAGAGUUUAAUGUUAUUUUUAGAUUUUAUGUUGAAGUUUGAUUCCAUGUUUGUUGAGUUACGAUGUGGGAUACUGUAUCCCUUAGUAUUGUCCGAUGCCCUUGAACUGUAUUGCCCAUCGUUUGUUUGUUUUGGUUACUUUUACAAGAUUUUGGAGAAGUUUCUGUUUAAGUGAAUCAUCUUUAGCUUUUAAAGGUUUUGUUUAUUCGAAAGCAUUGCCUUUAAUAGUUCAUGUGCUUUGGUGCUUCAAAGUAAUUGUGUGCUUUGUUUUGGACCAGACGAGAGUUAUUUGUGGUGCAUAAGUGAAAUAAGUCUGCAUUUGAUUGUCUUCAGA